CAUCCAGUAGAAAUGGCAGCGCCUCUCACUUGGAGCCCAGAUCUACAGAAUCAGCAUUGAAUCCCUCACCCACAGGAUUGUGGAGGUCAACCCAGAUGAGAUGGCCACCACACGAUUGCUCUCCAGAUGCUUAUGGGUUCUUGCUUCAAUAUGGUGAAGGGAUCUGCAACUUGACUCCUUCCAUUUAUCGCCUCAGAAUUGUUUCACUUUCUGAAAGGCUGUCGGAAAAGGAAAGGCUGUGUUCAAAGAGGAUUGGUUCCAGGACCCCCGUGGAUACCAAAAGCUGUGGAUGCUCAAGUCCUCUAUAAAAGAGUGUAGAUCAUUGCAUCCAGUUGCCCCUUUGCUUCUGUGGACUCCCAACUGCAGAUCAUCCAAAACAGGACAGGUGCGCACAUCUUGACCGACUCAGCAGGAAGGCGGAUUUUCUUCGUGUUUAAAGAGAAGAAAAAUGUCCCCGUGUCUGUAGAGAUGAUUUGCAGUUCAGCCCGGCUGAAGCUGAGCGAAUGAGACUAUGGGCUGUGCCUCCGCCAAGCAUGUUGCCACUGUUCAAAAUGAAGAGGAAGCCCAGAAAGGGAAAAACUACCAGAACGGAGAUGUGUUUGGCGACGAGUAUAGGAUCAAACCGGUGGAAGAGGUCAAAUACAUGAAAAAUGGGGCAGAAGAGGAGCAGAAAAUAGCAGCCAGGAACCAAGAAAACUUGGAAAAAAGUGCCAGUUCAAAUGCAAGACUUAAAACUAACAAAGAGAUUCCGGGAUUAGUUCAUCAACCCCGAGCAAACAUGCACAUCUCUGAGAGCCAACAAGAAUUCUUCAGAAUGCUGGACGAAAAAAUCGAAAAGGGUCGAGAUUACUGUUCGGAAGAAGAGGACAUCACAUAGCACCGACCUGACCCUCGAACCAGGAGCUACUGCUGUGUAAAUAGGUGACACCCCAGUCGAAACCUUUGCAAAGGUCGGUCCUCUCCACGGAACAGCACUAUCGCAAAAGAAGAUUCGGUUCCAUAUCGUAUGCCCCAUCCAAUUACAGUGUUUCCUAAUGAACUCGCAAAGGAAUAUUGCUAAAAACAAACAAAAAAAAAACUGUCAUUGAACUUUCUUUGUUGCUGCUAGUUAAAACCUGUUGCAACUUUUCACUUCUCUCGUGUCCAGGUGUGCAGCAAAAUUCUGCGAUUUCACCUUAAAGAUACUGUCGGUCUCACAGAGGCGCUCCGGCCUGUUUUCUAUAAGAUGAGGUAGUGGGAACUCGGCUGUCAGACUUCUGUUCUAGAGCGGCCCCGCUUCUAAGCGUCUCCUUCCCUCUGUCCUUCCUCCCUGUCUGUCCCAAAGUGGUCCAGAGCCUUGCUUCUCACGGGCGGGCGACGUUGCGCUUUGGAGAUGGGAUGGUUGCUAUGGCAAGCCUUGGUUCUCUGCUAAGAAGCGGCAGAGAGGCGCUUCUGAUCGAUGGAAAGCAUGCUGUGAGCUGACUCCUGGGCGCCACCCAGGAGCCCGCAGCAGGCUGUGUCCUUUCCCGGGGUGUCUCAAUCAAGCAGUAAGCUCGCGACAUUGGCUUUGCUCAGAGGCAGACGGACGUGUGAUCACAAUCAUUUCAGAUCCCUCUCCCCCACUUUUUUUUCUAAGGAAAUAAACAUUUUACUGUUUUUAUGUA
Messenger RNA from Eptesicus fuscus (big brown bat), 1643 nucleotides. It is a transcript of the gene C22H1orf21, whose product is annotated as chromosome 22 C1orf21 homolog. Bases 512 to 877 code for a protein of 121 amino acids. The transcript is spliced from 8 exons. The record is from RefSeq and is a predicted model, not a curated record. NCBI's taxonomy places the organism in Eukaryota, Metazoa, Chordata, Mammalia, Chiroptera, Vespertilionidae.